AUGAAGAACCCAAUCGCCAUUCCGGGACUGCACUACAUCCCCAAUGCCAUCACCGAGGAGCAGGAGCAGCAGAUAUUCCGUAUUGUGGACUCACGGCCAUACUCCACAACGAUUCACCGGCGACAGCAGUUCUACGGCGAGCGAUACUACCACACGACACAUGAUUUGACAGCCCUGCAGCCCAUGACCGAACAGCAGGCCAAGCUCCAAUCCUAUCCGCUCGAGGAUAUGCAGUGGCUCCUUGACCAUCUUUUGCCCAAGGUCGCCAUGGUCACAAGCGUCGUGAAUGACACUCAGCCGCCGACCCAGAUCCUCGUCAACGAAUACCGCGAGAACAUGGGCAUCGCCAGCCAUUUCGAGGAUGCCCUGGCCUUUGGCUCCUACAUCCUCACCCUUUCCCUCCGCAAUCCCAUUUGGAUGACGAUGAAGCUGCCUCGGGAGCACACCAACCACUGCUCCGACAUCCUGCAGCAGACACGGGUGCUACUGGAGCCCCGGAGUCUGCUUGUCAUGUCCGGCGAAUCCAGAUUUGACUGGCGGCACGGCAUAUCGAAGACCAAGACCGUCGAGGGGCCUGGAGGCAUGCCGGCAGUCAAGCGAGAUUGUGGCUAUCGACGAAUCAGCCUAACGAUUCGGUAUUUGCUCGAUGGACGCAAGCGGACACUGUCUGACCGGAAUGUACCCUGGGCUCCAAGACCAUGA
This is a messenger RNA of Polychytrium aggregatum, 702 nucleotides long. RefSeq lists its product as uncharacterized. The transcript has a single exon. NCBI's taxonomy places the organism in Eukaryota, Fungi, Chytridiomycota, Chytridiomycetes, Polychytriales. The record is from RefSeq and is a predicted model, not a curated record. Gene Ontology annotation, molecular function: oxidoreductase activity; demethylase activity. Gene Ontology annotation, biological process: oxidative demethylation. Bases 1 to 702 code for a protein of 233 amino acids.